AUGAGCGGAAAGGCUGUUGAUGAACAGACUUUGGGCAUGUGUUUGCCUGCAUCCACACACUGUCUCAACCUCACCCUGCACCAUAGCAAUAUCCACCAACUGCCAAGAUUUGCCGAGCUCGUGGCAGCUUUGGUGAGCUACUGGGUGCACACGGACGAGCAGGAGCCACCGCAGAUCGAGCAUGCAGCCAUGCACGCCCACCUGGAGCUUCUGAGUGAGGCAAAGAAGCACCGGACGUGGAGGAUCAUCUUCACCGGCCAUUCCUUAGGAGGAAUGUAUGCUGCAGUGCUCCUUUUCAAACGUUCUCGCAGAAGAUGGGAUCGACGGAUGUUGGACUUUGCACAGAAGCGAGCGAUAAACUACAUCAACGCGAACGACCCCUGCUCGCGUGCCUGGGGUGCCAUCAAUCUAAGAAGCUUUGUGGACUUAGCGGCCCAGGGUGUAGAGAACGGACUGGUCGGUGGGCUUCGUAGCAUCGACGGGUUGGUUGCCUCACAGGCCGUGACGGCAGCAGCACGACAAUUGCUAAGCCGCCCAGACUUCCACUUCUCGGAAGAUUUCGCGAAGAGAUAUCAGCAUUUCGCGGAGCUGAGGGUUCUGAGCCCACAGAGCCAGUUCUCUCACUGGAGAGUCUUCUGGCACACCCCAGGCAGCCUCCGUGACCACUCCAUGCUUGCUUACAUGUCUCGGCUCUUUGAUGCCUUCGGUGCAGGAAGCCCAGGCAGCCCAGAAUGCUAUGUUCACAGUCAGACUGCCCGAGUCAGGCGGUCUAGCAAGGUCUCCGUGCGUGCGGGUGGUGCCUAG
This is a messenger RNA of Symbiodinium natans, 804 nucleotides long. Lineage: Eukaryota; Dinophyceae; Suessiales; Symbiodiniaceae. The record is from the annotation of a GenBank genome assembly.